AUGGCAUCGUCAUCAGGCAUUUUUGGAGAGAAAGCAGGAGGUAUUGGAUCAAGUGUGCCACCAAUGAAGGUCUCCUCUUUCAUGGAGCACAUUGAUCGCCUCAAGGAAGAGUUUACUUUUAUGCAUAAUCAACUACAGCAACAACGAAAUGAAUUGGAAAAACUUAACGCCGAGAAAGAGAAUAUGCAGCGUCAUUAUAUGCUAUAUUACGAGUUUCAAUGUGGAAUGAAUAUGGAAAUCCAAAAGCAAAGUGAAUUGUGUAAACGAUAUACCGCCAUCAUCACGCAGCUUCUUCCCUUUCUUCCGCCCGAACACGCUCAACAAGCUGUAACAGCAAUGGAGCGAGCAAAACAGAUUUCCGCCCAAGAAGUUGGUCAGUUAAUGCAGUCAAAUGCUCACUCACAACAAAUGGCAGCAAUGAUGCCCGCUAUGGCCGGAUUACCCGGUGCAUUGGGUAUGCCUCCUGUGGGCUUCCAACAAGCACUUGCAGCUGCUGCUAUGGGUGCUGCACAUCGUGUACCUGAAGCUAGUUCUUCGACGGCUCCUCCUGACCGGCAUGAUCAGCCAAGCAGGCAGUCCAGUUCACGUCCACGCUCUAUUUCUCCUAACGGUUCGACAUCAAAACGGAUGAAGGUUGAUGAAGAUGCAGAUGGUGAAGGGGAACUGGAAAUUGAUGUUCAAAAUGAUGACGCCGGUGCUGCUGGUCAUUCGAAUGGCACCAGCAGUGCUCCUCCUUCAUCCAUAAAAGCCCCCAAAGCAGACGGCCGAGAUUCUACAAAUAGUGUUGCAUCAAGUGGUGCUAGUACGCCAGGACCGAAGGCUCGAAAUCCAUUGGAACAAAUGGGACUGCCUGGUGGAGUUUUCGGGAAUCUAGGUAUGAAUAUGAAUCCGCUUGCAGCAGCGUUUAGUCGCGGUGGUUUACCUCCUAUCUUCGACCAGCAUGCUCAGGCACGGAUGGCUGCUGGUAUGGGAUUAGGAGGCCCUGCUGGAGGGCUCUUGAAUGGCAAACCAGCUUAUUCGUUUCGUACUGUUGAUGGCGGUGUAUUGCAACCAACCGUAUUUCCCAGUGAUGCCUUCAACGCUCCCGGUAUACCUAAAAGCGUGAAUCGGAAGUUUGAGCUUCCUCACGGCGAGGUCGUCUGCGCUGUUACAAUAGCUAAAGAUAACAGAAGCGUUUACACGGGCGGUAAAGGUUGUGUGAAGAUAUGGGAUAUAACUCGUACUCCCGAAAAUUUGCGAACGCCCGUUUCUACGUUGGAAUGCUUGCAAGGGAAUUAUAUUCGGUCGUGCAAAUUAUCAGCUGAUAGCUCUAGUCUCAUUGUUGGUGGAGAAGCAAAUAUAAUCACGAUAUGGGAUUUGCAGACAGGCACAAUUCGAGCAGAGCUUGACAGCGAGUCACAGGCUUGCUACGCAUUGGCUCUCUCUCAUGAUCAUAAGUUGCUGUUUGCAUGCUGUGCUGAUGGAAAUAUCGUUGUGUGGGAUAUCGAGUCGCGAACCAAGGUCACUUCACUACCGGGACAUCAAGAAGGAGCCUCAUGCAUUGAUCUCUCUUCCGAUGGAAGCCGACUUUGGACCGGUGGUCUGGAUAACACUGUCAGGACGUGGGAUCUCCGAGAACGACGGCAACUUAAUCAAUUCGACUUCCCAAGCCAAAUCUUUAGUCUUGGAUGCUGCCCUACAGAAGAUUGGGUCGCAGUGGGAAUGGAAAAUAACAAUGUUGAAGUCUUGAAUACUACUCGCUCAGAGAAAUAUCAGCUGCAUCAGCACGAAUCAUGCGUUUUGUCGUUGAAAUUUGCCCAUUCUGGACGGUGGUUCGUCUCAACGGGGAAGGAUAACGUGCUGAAUGCAUGGAGGACUCCUUAUGGUGCAUCUCUGCUUCAAGCAAAGGAGUCGUCAUCAGUGCUGUCAUGUGACAUUGCCAGCGAUGACUCGCUCAUCGUGACGGGUUCAGGCGAGAAGAAGGCGACUGUCUACGAAGUUACCACUUACAGCUAAGUUAAAAGAACUCGGUUACAUUUGCAACCAGGAGUUCGCAGAUUCCGCUGCGUCUUCCUUUCCCCUUGUAUCAAUUCCUGUCAUUCAUGCUCGAGCCUCGUUGUUGAUUGUUUGUGCGAGUACUACCUGUGGUGUCAGAAUUGAUUCAUUGUAUGUCACCCAAUUAAACUCUUACCCUUCCCUUUUUUGGAAGUACUAUAUUUGUACAUCUAAUUUUAUUUGCAGUAAGUUCUAUAUUGAUAUUGCUGUUUAUGUAAUUUUUGAUUGUACUGAUUUCUCUGUUCGUAGCAUUCUUUGAUAGUAUUUUGGCUUCCUACGUUUGCAGAGGCGUUUCACAUUUUUUACCCUUUCUUUCCAUGAAAUUGAGUCGUAAUCAAGGUUUAACCGAUUGUUUCAAUCGAUACUGUUGCGGGCGCACUCUCCACGUGCUUAUGAUGAUUUUAUCGAUUUAUCCCUGUGCCGCAUUCUCACUUUCGUUGUAUCUCAUUCCUUUUCGUUCAUCUUCGCAAACAGCCCGAAUCACUGGAGUCAUCUCUCCCACUCUCUCACUCUUGACUAAUUGUGUUCGGCCGAUCGGUGGCGGUUUACCAGCGACGGCUGCCCUUCGGAUCAUUAUGGCCAUAGUGAUGGAGUGGAAUAUUUAUUUCAAAAUGUCUUGCUAUGUCGAUGGUCACGAGAUAAAUCUAGCUGGUGCACGUUGUUCUCGGUAGUUUUGUUGUGAAUUACGCACUGAUCUAUGAUGCAUCUCAGAUGAUUGUCUCAAAACAUUCAUUCUGAUGUUAAUAAAACUUGAAAACAUUU
Cylicocyclus nassatus is the source of this 2796-nucleotide messenger RNA. The record is from the annotation of a GenBank genome assembly. Lineage: Eukaryota; Metazoa; Nematoda; Chromadorea; Rhabditida; Strongylidae.